CAUCAUUUCGGAGUCCCUUGUUGUCCAAACAGCGCAGAUGUACUUGCACGCACCUCAUCGUGGCGCUGGGUUGUGUGUGAAGUUCUCGAGCGUGCGCACAUCCACCUCCACUAACGCACAAAGCGCUUCUGCUCAGGUUACUGUAAAUGAGACCUCAAGUCUUACUACAAUUACCUGUUUAAUGGACUAAAUAGCCAGAGGGACCAGAAGCCAUAAUAUGAAGAAACGCUACAUGGACAUAGGCAGGCUACGGAAAAUGAAAAAGAUUAAGCUCACAGAGAAGAUUUCCGAAAGCGCCUACUCUGUUCUGAAGUUGAUGAUCGUCUGGAUGCUGGUGCUGUUAGCUGACUUUAUUCUGGAGUUCAGACUAGAAUACCUGUGGCCAUGUUGGCUGUUUCUGGGGACAGUCUACACCACAUUCCACUGUCAUGGACUGGCCAUCUGUGUGGUUUUUGUGUGUGCGGCAUUUACCCUGGACUUAUUCUGUUUAAUUUUUGUACCCUUACACUGGCUGUUUUUUGCAGCCAGCACAUAUGUCUUACUCAACUAUAUGUGGCAUACAGAAAAGGGAAUCUGUAUGUCAUCUGUGACAUUAUGGAUACUGUUAGUGUAUAUGGAGGCCUCUCUACGGUUGCGGGACCUGAAAAGCCCUAAUGCAAAUCUGUCCCAUCUAUUUGCUGCACACUGCAUUGGUUAUCCAUUAGUGUACAUGGGAUUUGAUGCAACAUGCUACUUCUCCAGUAUGUUUAAGCUGCGCCCUCAGAAAUCAGUUCAGAGCGAGAACGAUGUCCACAUGGAUCUCCUGCAACAAUCCCUACCUCCUGCCACCCACCUGUACCCAAAAUUGUGGGUGGAAGAUCCCAAAUAUAAGGUGGCCAAAUCUAGGCCGAUGCAAUACCAGUGUCCAUCCAAUUCCAUCACCUCAGAGGACAAACAAACCAUGGAAGACUGCCUUCAAAUCCACAGACUUCCUGUGAGACCCGAAAGAGAUAUAAGUCAACAAACCCCAGGACUCAAGCACCGUGGAGGGGAACUUCAUUUGGACUCUGCAUCCAUGCUAGAAAUGACUGAAAACCUACCUCAGGAGGAUCAGAGCAGCAAAGCUCAAAAACCUUCCAAGAGCUCCUUGCCUAAAGUGCAUCGAGGUUCAGUGAAUAUCCCUAACAGCAAAGGGGAGAAGAGGCAGAAAGCCCCCAAAGCCAUCAACACAACAGGGGACCCUGCUGAAAGGUGCUCGUCAAACAUCCCCCCGAGUCCUCCGAACCCACACGCUGAGCAGAUGCUGAAGCUGGAACAAGAAAUGAGGAAGCUGAAGGGAGAGCUGCAGGCGAGCAGACAGAGCGAGCAAGAGCUGCGCAGUCACAUUUGUAAUCUGACCAACAGUGAACACAGUCUGCGCCCUGAAGUCUCUCUGCUCAGACAUGCAAAUGAACUGCUGCAAAACAAGUGAGUCCUCUGAUCGCUUC
Messenger RNA from Carassius gibelio (silver crucian carp), 1466 nucleotides. Its product is annotated as macoilin-like. The record is from RefSeq and is a predicted model, not a curated record. Gene Ontology annotation, biological process: neuronal signal transduction. Gene Ontology annotation, cellular component: rough endoplasmic reticulum membrane. The transcript is spliced from 7 exons. NCBI's taxonomy places the organism in Eukaryota, Metazoa, Chordata, Actinopteri, Cypriniformes, Cyprinidae. Bases 218 to 1450 code for a protein of 410 amino acids.